GCGAAAGAGCAGUGUUAUGAGAAUGGGGAGUGGGGCUAAUUGUAGCUGGAUUGGGCCUGAGAUCCCUCUGUCCUCACAGAUCUUCAGUGCCAUUAAAGAUGAUCUGUGGCUCUUCCUCAUCCCGGCUGCUUUGGCUGUCAUUUUACUGGGGGUGUUUUUGGAGGAAGUGGGUUUUUUCCUGCGCCAUAUUCCCUCCUUCAGACGAAAACGACUCUACCUGUGGAUAUUAGGAAUGUACCCGGUAUUUGCCUUGACCUCCCUCAUAGCGCUGUAUGUGCCACGUUCUUCCUCACUGUGUAAUUUCAUUGCGUCACUGUAUCAUUCUAUCACCUUGCUGAAAUUCAUGGGACUGAUCACAGACUUCUUUGGAGGGAAAGCUCGUAUGCUGGCUGCUUUGUCUGGACAGCAGGUAUCUCCAGAUCCUUUCCCCUGUUGCUGUUGCUGCUGUCUCCCAAUGGUGGCCAUCAACAGCAGUAGCCGUGGCUGGAUGAUGGCUGCUGUGCUGCAGCUCUCUGUGGUUCGCAGUAUCUUGUUCUUUGUCAUGCUGGUCCUGUGGACAGAUGAACAGUAUGACUACGGUGAUGUGGAUUCAGUCAACCCCAACCUGUACGUCAACGGUAUCAUAGGUGUGUCAACCUUCGUGUCCUUCUACGGCCACCUUCUGUUUUACAAAGCCACUAAGAGUGCUUUGCAUGGUUAUGGACUACGAGCCAAGUUCAUCUGUAUCAUCGUGGUACUGGUGCUGUGUGGACUGCAGAGUGGCAUCUUAGAGACCAUGGGUGCUCUGGAGGUUAUCCCAUGUACACCACCCUUCUCAGUCCUGACCAGGUCCCAGUUGAUCUACCACUACUGUGUGAUUGUGGAGAUGUUCUGCAUUGGCCUGUAUGCCCGCCACACUUUCCGCAAGGUGGAGCCAAGCGUGGUGGAGGAUGCGGAGAGGCCGGUCAGUGUCUGGCAGAUGGAAAAAGCCGUUCAAACAGAUGAUGCUCAGAUGAUGCAUCACAAGCUUGGCCUGCCCUCGGAGGAGGUUUGGCCCGGCCACCGCCUUGUCAGUGCCUCAAAUCCCAGUUACAACAGUGAUAGCGAGGACAGUCUGUGCAGGAUAGAGCAUGCACCUCUGGAUGAUUUCCCCUUCCCUCAGACCAGAGGUCAGCAGCCAGGCACACCAGAUCAAAUGCAGCACAAGUCUGCAGAGGACCCAGGUGUAGCUCUGACACACAUUACUGUCAGAGCUGAUAUUAACUAUCAGGACUGUAAGGAUGUCACUGUGGUUUGAGCAGCUAUGGAAAAUCUUUCACAAGACAUUAAACAAGACAAAGCUGGUAAGCCAGAACCAGCUUGUUUGGUGCAGUGUGUGGCCCUGAGGAUUUGUCUGGAGAACUGUGCUGUGAAAAACAAGGUAAAAACUGACACGUGUCAAUGCUCCUUCUCUACAUGGUGCCAAUUAACAAAUACUUAAUAGUUUAAACUGUAUACUGCUGCCACAAGAUGAAGAAACAUUCUCUACUUUGUUACAUCAGUUUAAAAGUCAUGAGAAAUGUUGCUUCUUCUCGCUCGUGUGUCUAUUAUGUAAUCUAUCUAUAUAUAGACAUAUAUAUAUAUAUAUAUAUAUAUUGUUUUGCAGUUUUUUAUACUACACACACUAAUUGUGAUAAUUUGUGGAAAACAAAAGGCAGGAUAAAUACAUGAGAACUUGAUGCCUGACCUAAGAAUUUCCAAAGGCUAUAAUCCUGUGCCACAAUGAACAGGCUUAUUGCCUGCAAUUAUUUCUCUUUGAUCUUCAGUGGUUUAUAUUGGAUGACAUUUAAAGCUCUGGAUUAAAGCAUUGAAGAUGAAUGAUCAUUCUUUCCCCCCAUAACAUAGACAGUUUGGACACUAGAUUUAAAUUCCAACUGGAAUUAAACUGUAUCUUUGCUUGUUGUGCUACAGCAUGCAGUACAUACAGUGUCUUUUGUGUAAAUCAAAUGUUGUCUUCUCUCCUUUGAGAAAAAACAGUACAAAAAAUCAAGAAAUUAACAUUAUAUAUUUUUCAGCAUCAAGGUUUUGCCCCCUAUCUGAGCAUCCAGCAGUUAGACUUUGGUUGGUUCUCCAUCCAAAAAUGUAGCUUUUCUAAAAUGCUUUCCAGAUUAGAUGAGUCUGAAAAUGCUGUCCCCAUGUUUUAGUGUUUUAGCAGUCAUCUUUACCUGCUGAAUAGCUUAUGAUCAGAUUAAUAUGCUCUUUCAAACAAUCAUGAUAUGAUGGACAGCAAAAUACAAGACGCAGUUUUGAUUUGUGCUGCACAUUUUUUUUUUUUUUUAGAUCCCCUGUUGAAAUACUGUUUUCUUCAUUCAUUUUAUUCUUAUGUGCAGGUCUGUCUGUGCCCACUUGUCAGCUGCUUUGGAUAAAAGCAUCUGCCAAAUGAGCAAAUGCAAUGUAAUGAACUGUUCUUGACAUGGUCAUUACAUUUGUCAGUAAGAACCUAUAGACUAAUUUGGUCUUCACCAAAGAACCAAUAAAGAA
This is a messenger RNA of Lates calcarifer (barramundi perch), 2499 nucleotides long. Its product is annotated as organic solute transporter subunit alpha. Gene Ontology annotation, molecular function: transporter activity. Gene Ontology annotation, biological process: transport. NCBI's taxonomy places the organism in Eukaryota, Metazoa, Chordata, Actinopteri, Centropomidae. The record is from RefSeq and is a predicted model, not a curated record. Bases 17 to 1276 code for a protein of 419 amino acids. The transcript has 7 exons.